Molecule: messenger RNA, 4295 nt
Organism: Baudoinia panamericana UAMH 10762
Lineage: Eukaryota; Fungi; Ascomycota; Dothideomycetes; Mycosphaerellales; Teratosphaeriaceae
Exons: 2
Coding region: 241-3810 (1189 amino acids)
Biological process (GO): silent mating-type cassette heterochromatin formation; rDNA heterochromatin formation; regulation of transcription by RNA polymerase II
Molecular function (GO): zinc ion binding
Source: RefSeq, a predicted model, not a curated record
CCUCAACGGCACCCUCUUCCACAGCUUCCGCUCUUGUGACUCACACCACUCCGCCGUCCACUCAGUAUCUACACUCACCAAGCCCCGGCUGUGUCCGGCCGUCACCGGUCAACAGCUUGUCUUACAACCACAGCAUGCUGUAACACGUGGACAUCGCUGAGUCGCCUGCCGGCUCUUACGAGUACUUUGUACAUCCUGUGGCGACACCUAGCCUGAUCACAUCAUCAUCAUCACCGCAAUAUGGAAGGCCCGACAAGCGGAGAUCAGGGCGGCUUUGGUGACAUACCAACGCGUCCCAUGAGAGUGAAGGUGCUAUACUCGUUUGAUCAGGACGACAAGGCAAGAUGUCUUGCUCGGUUCCCGGACACGCAGCAAAUUCCCGCCGUUGCAAUCGACGAGACCUCGCAAGUCGGUAUCAUAGGCCUCCGCCAAUGUAUCCAGGCCAUCGUCUCCGCAUCGCCAGAGCUUGUCUCCAUGCUAUCUCACGGUGACUUCACUAUCUACGCAUACGACUACAGCGAGCAAGAUGCUCCUCUGGUGGGCCAAGGCUUGUUGGGCAAUGCUCUCGCCACCGCCGAUCGAAACACCAACACCGACGAUGCCAUGAUCACGGGACGAAUCUGCCAGAACGUGACGGCGGUCUUCAGUAACGGCGUCAAAGAAACUCUGGAGGUGAAGCUGCGGCUUACGCCAUUGCUGCGACCUGCUGAGACGACUAUACCAAAGUUGUCAAAUGGUGCCACUUCGGCAGGGUUUGACCCGAACGCAUGGAAUGCGUCCAUGCAACAACAUAGGAUCCAGACACAAGCAAGUAACCCCUUCGACCUUGGGAGCAGCCUCCCAUCGGAGAGCAACAAUGUACCGUCAUUGGAGGACAUGUUCGGCCUGGGCUCCGGAAGCAGCGGGACUGGAAGCGAACAGCAGGCGCGUGGAGGCGUGGGCACAGCUGGGACCCCGACAGACUCGCCCUACGAUUUCGACCCCGCAUUUUCUCACAGCGCACCAGGCAGCCGAGCCGCAAGUCCAAGGAUGGGUUUGGAACCCAGCAUUUAUAACGAGCACUUACGUCACCACAGCUUUUCGACCAACCCUGCGAAUAUUGCGGGUCAUCUUCGGCCCAGCUCACGUGCAAGCACGCGAAGUGAAAUGUCCUCAUCACGCCACCAGCACCAGGCAACCAAGUCAAGCAUACAACAGCAUCUGCGACCACAAACAGAAGUGACAUUCGAUGACGAUGGUCAAUCCCGGAAGCGCGCAAAAGUCACCCAGACGGAAUGGCGCGGUCGCUCGUCGUUCGGCGCAAAAUCCGGCGACCUUCGCGUCACUGCUGCCACUGCGCAUUCAGUUCAGAUGCACAAACCAGUCGCACGGCGACCUGGCGCACCAAGCGCAGACCUUGAGCCGCCACCUCGAGCACCCACACCCGUCCCUCAAAGACAGUCGCUGAACAGAUCGCAAGGCACAUCACGUCCUACCGGCUCGCGAAGCCUUCUGCGACAGGCGUCCACAAUCAGCUCCAAUAUUGGUGCUGACCACGAGCAAUACUCUGAUGCUGCCAUAAGCUCACCCGAAGAUCUUUCGCCAAAUGGUAGCAUCACCGCCGACGGCACACCGAUCGAUAUGCCCUCUUCACCACCAGUGUUCGCGGGCAUACUGCCGGGUCAACGAAGCAGCCCAGGACUGCCCACUUUACCGCCAGCAAGGAUGCUCGACAGCGGCUACAUGAGUGAGCGUGGCUUUCAGAGUGACAAUGCUCUUGCAAGCUUCAAUGACGAUGACGAGGACCGUUCCCCGGACGCACAGGACCUUGAGAUAGCUGCCCAGUAUAGGCCACGAGACCGGAAACAGCCUUCCAUUAAGCGUGAAGCUCUGAGUGACGGAACGGACUUUCUGUAUGGGCAUGAUACGCUGCCGGGCAAGAUAAACAUGAUAGUGCGAUCCCCUGACGAGGCGGCGCUGCUCACUCAGAAGUAUGCCAUUAGUGCCGCACUAACAAGUGAUCGUUGGGGCAGCCAAGGACCGAAAACCUCGCUUGCGACCACAGGCAAGUUGCCGAUGAUGACUGCCAGUCCGGAAAUGGAGCCAACACUGGCACUAAAAGCUCCACUCAGCAGGCGAGGCUCGCUUGCACUGCCGCCAAUGCAACACCGUCGGGAUCCUUCACCCGCUCAGGUCGAGAUGUCGCAACAUCGGCCGACAACAAAACAUAGCACGACAAGAUAUUCCAGAGCGGACGGUUUUGGAUCUGAAACAGGCUCGCCUGCCGCUAGUGACACAGAAAGUAGACCGCGUGGUCCCAAGCGCUCUGGAUCUGGAGCUCAGCGACGGGUCAUUAUCCAACAACGCAUGGAAGAGUCCCUAGCCAAGGGCGAUAUGCCCCAAUUCUGUGCAAAUUGUGGAGCAAUAGAAACAACGACCUGGCGUAAACUUUACAUUAAGCAUUGUGAGGGGCAGCCAUCGCCACUCGAUGAAGUAGAAGGCGAAGGCGAAACUAUCGGCGUCGAGGCCGUUGAGCAUGAUGGGAAGAGCGGAGAAGUCAUCCGCUUCAUCAUACGGAAGUCGAUGAAAGUUCGCAAGGACCUGCAACCAGGUCCUGGGUUCGAGCUCCUUACCGUGUGCAAUCCUUGCGGCUUGUGGUUUACCAAGUUCCGACUGAUGCGCCCGUCGGAGAAGUGGAACAAGAAGACCACCACUCGCCGGAGCAAGAAGCAGAAGAGCGGACAAGAUGGCGAUGGCCUUCUCACAGACGGACUGGAGCCGCAGUCUGACGCUUUCUUCACGGACCAGCUUGAGGCAGAAGACCCCUAUGCACCAGGGCGAGCCCCCGGUGGUGGUUUAACCAACGCAGCCAGUAAUAAUCCCCGAAGUCAGGGACAGACCGCUCGUCCACGCGCGAGCAGUCUACAGGCUCAGCAAAGACGUCGCAGUAGAGACGGUAUGAACGCGUCCGAGCUUAAUAGCGCAUUAACACGCGCUGUUCAGUCCAGCCCGGUACCCUUCAACGGCUCCCAGCAGUCACCGAUCGAGAUUGAGGACCUCACACCCAAGCCAACAAGACGCCUGCUCUUUCCGUCACCGCGUCGUGAGGGCGAGGUGAAGAGCCUAGACGACAAUGGCCAAGCAUCUCUGCACGCCACGCCGCCUUCGGGCAAAAGCGCUGUGGGCAAGCCUCCCUUAUCGCCGAAGGCACAUUUUGCUGUGACCAACAACAACCUGAACGUCUUCGAGGCUUUCACUUGCGAGAAAGAGAACCUUGCGCCGGGCGUGGAGCUUGAUGAUGGCUUGAUGCGUCUGUUUGAAGGUUCUCCGAAUGCUGCCUUCAAGACGCCAAGCAAAACGUCUGCGAAGAGUACCACUACUACAUCACCAUCUCAACAGCAGCUCAGCGAUCUUCUCAAAACACCGACUCCAGCAAGGACCAAUCGUAAGCCGCUUUCGCCAAAUUCGAACUUGGCCCGCGGUGCGCCAAUCAACGACUUCCUAACCUCGCCCUCUUCCACCCGGUACUUCCUGCGUUCAACGCCAAGUCGUCAGGCACGCAGUCCAGGCCGCCCGUCCAGUGAUGACCGUAGACAGCAAGCAAUAGAGAUGACGCCUUUCUCUCGGAACCUGGCGCAGAUGCUUAGCGACAGCGGUGAGAACGGCGCCUUCACCAGUCCGAGUCAUACCUUCGAUUUCGCCGAGCUACCAACUUUCACCACGCCGGGCCGCAACCUGGGAGAGAUGGAUUGGGGUGGGAUGGAUGACAUACUGAGUAGCGAGUUUGCUGCGUUUGAUGGCACUGGCAAAGAUGGCGUGGUUCGCGAGUAGCAGUAGCUGAUUAGGUGCAGAGCGUGCGAAAGUGGAUUGUGAUUACAUGUGCCCUCUAUCGAAUAUCGUCUUAUCUCUAAACGUAUCUCUCGUAAAGUGUCGGUUUAUGACGGCUUACCGUACACGCAUUACCACAAUCGACGGGUAUGCAAGCACAAUCGCUGGUAGAAGUGCGCUUAGACCUGGCCCCAGUGUCACGUUGUGUAUCCGAAGGACUGGCCUAUGUUGCUGUCAGGGCUGCACGUCACGAAUGUCAGCCUUAUCGUUAUUGCUGCCCUGGUAUCCGUCACAGAUCCAGUCUCCGGCGUAACCGUCCCGGCAAGCAAGAAACCCAACGGUCAGCGAAGUUUCGCGGCCUCAAUCCGCGGAGUUCAUAGAGGACUUACGACCACAGGUUGAAUGACCAGCCCCCACUGAUAUCAAUGCCCUGGUAGGAGAUGCUUGAUUCGGUAAGUGAUUCACACUCAUUGAUAUAGAAGCAGAGA